AUGUCGGACAAAAAACAAACAAAUGAAGAUGAGGUGUUCGAAUUCCUCAAUUCGCUUCCAGAUCAAAAAGAGGGGGAAGGUGCGCCAGUUAAGCAAAACUCAGAGGAUUCUAAGGCAAAGAAAGGAAAUUCAGGAAAGACGGAUCAGGAUAUUCUAGAUUUUUUGGAUGAACUAGAGGCAACAAAUAAAGAUAAGAAAGUUGAUACAAAAGUUGAAAGUACGACGGUGGAGGUGACUAAAAAGCCAAUAGAAGAAACCAAUAAAGACCCAAAGGAAACCAAGGAGCAGGAAAAGGCAAAUGAUACGGAGGAAGUGAAUGAUCCAAUAACAUCAUUUUCAAAAUGGUGGAGUGGAAAUGGAUCUAAAAAGGUUAGCUCUGGUAUUACAUCAUUAUGGGGCACAGCUCAGUCAUUAACACAGCAAGCACAAGUGAAGGCGGAAAGUGCAAUUAAACAGGCUAAAGAGCAGGGUGUCGAGGACAAGCUCAGGACGGCAUUCAAGGAUUUUGGAAUUACUGGUGUUUUGGAGGGAGAUAGAGAUUUGACAGAUAAAGAGAGGGAAGAAUUACUCAAGCUUCCAGACACCAAAAAGGCGGUGGAGUCAAUUAAUAAGGGAAUUAAUCUAUUUUCAACUAGACUAACAGAUGUUCUUGAGACGUUGAAUAGCAAAGAUGAAGUGAUUAACAUUAAAUUAGUUCAUGAUUUGAAGAACUAUCCGAAUUUGUCCAAGUACGUGAAGCACAACUUUGAGGACGUGAUGAGUGAGCAGGUUGACGGAAAUAUCGAUGUUCACGUUGCCCAGUCGGGGACAGUGUCGGAACAUCAAACGAAUGCAUAUGGAAAGAGAGAUAUAAAUCUUUUCCAGGGAAAAUUGUCUGAUGCAGACCGUUUGGUUGAAGCCAACAUCGAAAGUAUAAUGUCACCGGCCACAGAAAAAGCGGAUGGAUCAUCAAAAGUAUUUGAUAAGACGGGGGCUACAGCAAGAAAUACCAAUAUUUAUAUUGGCCUUUUAGCAGUUUCGACAAACAGAAACACUGUUAGUAAUGGAAAAGACAAUUCGAAGGAAGAAAAAGGGAGUACAGACUCAGCAGAAGACAACUCAGCGAUCACAAUCGAUGAACUUUCAGGGUCAUCCUUUUGUUUUACGGCGACACUGGUCGACAAAACACAUGACAUUAAAAUUACAAACAGAUCUCAACCAUUUCCUUUGAAGUGGUGUCAAUGGAUCGACGGAAAUUUUAAUAAGAUAGAUAAAGAAGAGGAUGUUGAUCCAAGUGAGUGGGUUAUCGAUUGGAUUGAUCAAGGACUAGACAAAACAUUUGGUGUCAUGGCCCAAACAUAUGUGAUUAUGAGAAUGGGCUACUAA
This is a messenger RNA of Brettanomyces bruxellensis, 1365 nucleotides long. RefSeq lists its product as uncharacterized. Bases 1 to 1365 code for a protein of 454 amino acids. Lineage: Eukaryota; Fungi; Ascomycota; Pichiomycetes; Pichiales; Pichiaceae. The transcript has a single exon. The record is from RefSeq and is a predicted model, not a curated record.